Molecule: messenger RNA, 890 nt
Organism: Helobdella robusta
Lineage: Eukaryota; Metazoa; Annelida; Clitellata; Rhynchobdellida; Glossiphoniidae
Exons: 6
Coding region: 1-588 (195 amino acids)
Biological process (GO): maintenance of epithelial cell apical/basal polarity; protein localization to basolateral plasma membrane; neurotransmitter secretion
Cellular component (GO): synapse; basolateral plasma membrane; cell-cell junction
Molecular function (GO): protein binding
Source: RefSeq, a predicted model, not a curated record
AUGUCAGCUACAGGUGAACCACUGAAUUUAGCGAAAGAUAUUCAAAGAGCCAUCGAGCUUUUGGACGUUUUGCAAAGGACUGGGGAUUUUCACAACUCUAAAUUGGCGGACCUACAGCGAGUGUUACAAAGUGAUUUUUUCACAGCAGUACGUGAAGUGUACGAGCAUGUUUAUGAAACUGUUGAAGUCUAUGGAAGUCCGGAAGUUAGAGCUAAUGCAACAGCCAAGGCAACUGUGGCUGCAUUUGCGGCCAGUGAAGGUCAUGCACAUCCUCGAAUUGUUGAAUUAGAAAAAACUGAAGAAGGAUUAGGAUUCAACGUGAUGGGUGGUAAAGAACAGAAUUCCCCAAUUUACAUUUCUAGAAUCAUUCCGGGGGGCAUGGCUGACAGGCAGGGAAAUCUUAAAAGGGGCGAUCAAUUGCUGUCCGUCAAUGGUGUGAGUGUUGAGGGAGAACCUCAUGAAAGAGCUGUUGAAUUAUUAAAAUCUGCCUCUGGUACAGUUAAGCUGGUUGUUAGAUACACGCCAAGAGUUCUUGAAGAUAUCGAGGCAAGGUUUGACAGGAAACAGAUCAGAAACAAAUUCCCUUAAAUAAUUUCAAAUUUUCUCAUUUAUAUACGAAUGAAUUAUUAAUAUUGGUAUGAAUUUAUAAAUAAGCUUUGGGAGAGUAUGAUUGAAUUGAUCAGUGAAUUGAUCAAUGAAUUAUGAUUCACAUUUGCAUUAUUAUGUAUAUUAAUCUUUCGUGCUAAUUAUAACUUAUAGCCUUUAAUUCAUUUACUUUCUAUGUAUGUGUCUUUUCUUCAUAGAGUUUGCUGCUAUAUUAUCUCUGCUUGAAUUCAUUUCUUAAUUUUAAAAUUCAGUUCACUGAUUUUAAAAUUAUGCAAUUAAAUUAA